AUGGCCGGCGACGACACUGCACUCCUCAUACUCGCGCUCGCAGAGAUGACCGCCGGCUGCAGGCCCGCUGCGUGCCUGGACGUCUCCUGCGCUGUCACGCAGCUCUCAGCUGCUGUGUCGACCCGCUGCUCCGCAAGACUUGUUGAAGGUGAAGCCCCGUUUGUUAACUAUAAGGUUAACGGGCACAAUUAUGAUAUGGGUUACUACCUAGCUGAUGGGAUGUAUCCUAAUUGGGCAGCAUUUGUGAAAACAAUAAAGGCCCCGGCAAAUUCGAAGGAUAAAUUUUUUGCUGCCGCGCAAGAGGCUCAGAGGAAGGAUGUGGAGCGUGCGUUUGGUGUGUUGCAGGCUCGCUUUGCUAUUGUUCGGAAUCGGGCACGAUUUUGGGAUGAAGCAACACUUCGAGAUAUUAUGUUGGCAUGUAUAAUAAUGCACAACAUGAUUAUUGAAGAUGAACGUGAUGCUAAAGGCCUUGAGGUGCCUUAUGACAAAAAAGAUGCUGAGACAGAAGGUGUGGUAUCGCGUGCAUGGACUUCAAAUUUUUCAUCAUUUAUUAGCAACAAAGAAAUUCAAGACCCACAUGUGCACCAUCAGCUACACAAAGACCUCGUUGAACACCUAUGGGAGCGGGAAGGGCGAAAGGAGCAACAUUAG
Messenger RNA from Panicum hallii, 651 nucleotides. RefSeq lists its product as uncharacterized. NCBI's taxonomy places the organism in Eukaryota, Viridiplantae, Streptophyta, Magnoliopsida, Poales, Poaceae. The coding region runs from base 1 to 651 and encodes 216 amino acids. The record is from RefSeq and is a predicted model, not a curated record. The transcript has 2 exons.